Cannabis sativa is the source of this 672-nucleotide messenger RNA. Its product is annotated as ferritin-like catalase Nec2. NCBI's taxonomy places the organism in Eukaryota, Viridiplantae, Streptophyta, Magnoliopsida, Rosales, Cannabaceae. The transcript is spliced from 2 exons. The coding region runs from base 23 to 568 and encodes 181 amino acids. The record is from RefSeq and is a predicted model, not a curated record.
CAACAUAUAGAUAAUAAGUCGUAUGAGUAUGCAUAGAGAAUCAAUGGCCACUCCAAUAAUUUUGGGUGUUAUUCUAAAUCUAAUCCUUCUCCUCCCGAAAUCUCUAGCUCACAUUUAUAGUGAUAAUGAUCUGUUGGAAUUUUCUUUAAAUCUUGAGUAUGUGGGAGCUGAAUUCUUCUUGCACGGAUCAUUGGGUUAUGGUUUGGACAGAGUUGCUCCACAAUUGACAAAGGGUGGCCCACCUCCCAUUGGUGCUACAAAGGUCAAUUUCGAUAUUUUGAUAACAGAUUUCACCAUGCAAAUGGGGUUACAAGGAGUUGAACAUAUCAAGGCUAUUAAAAAUUUUGUGGAAGGGUUUCAAAGGCCAUUGUUGGAUUUAAGUUCAUCAGUAUUUGCAGGAUUUAUAAACAGUGCAUUGGGGAGAGAGUUAAGACCUGCCUUUGAUCCAUACAAUAACACCCUUAACUUUCUUAUAGCCUCAUAUGCAAUUGCUCAUAUUGGACCCACUGCUUACGUUGGAUAUAAUCAAAACCUCACAGGAAUUAUUUCCAAGAGGGUAUAUCACUAAAAUCACUAUUAUUAUUGCUUAUUUAAUACUAUUUUAUAUCCCUAUUUUUAUUUUUAUUUUUACUAAAUAGCACAUAUAUAUAAAUCUAUUUUUUUAAAAAAAAA